Molecule: messenger RNA, 1714 nt
Organism: Cephus cinctus (wheat stem sawfly)
Lineage: Eukaryota; Metazoa; Arthropoda; Insecta; Hymenoptera; Cephidae
Exons: 6
Coding region: 246-1259 (337 amino acids)
Source: RefSeq, a predicted model, not a curated record
GUUGGCUAUACUAUCUCAUCGACAAUUAUAUACAAUUCACUGAGACCGUAAUACAAACUUUUAUAAGUUCUCUGUAUUUGAAUUUCACUAUUCAUCAAAAGGGUGGUGCAAUGACGUCAUGGAAUGGCGGGAUAGCUCUUGCGUUUGCGCGGUGAACUUUGUUGUUACUUUCAGGUUGAAAAAGAAUUGUAUAUUGUGUUUAAUUUUAUUGGAUUAAUCAAGUGAAGUAUCGAAAAAUAAUCAAUAUGCCUAGCUCGAGUGUAAGGCUUAAGCUAUACUCGGUAAUAAAACGCUUUCACUUCGAAGAGCUCGAAUCAGCAGUACUACCGAGCUUCCCAGAGGUAACAUGGAAUACAGUAAGGGCAAAAAUAAUAAAGAAUCAUGAGAGCUUCACUGUAUCAAACGUAUUACGUGUUAUUGAGCAAGUAAUUGAUGAUGCCGACUUGAAUGAUAAUGAAUUACAGGAUCGUUUAUACACACUAGAAGUUAUUGACGUGAGUAGGCAUUCUAAAAGAAAAAUCUGGUAUGGCUAUAAGUUGCGUGCUGCUAAUGAACGACCAGCAUUAGUGACUAAUCGCGAGUUGAAGGAUCGUAUCAUAGCAAGUUUUAUGGAGAAUCAAAUUCGCGUGGUGACCCGUGUGGUGUCUCAUGAUGGAAUGAUAUUUGCGUCAAUUGUUGAGAAGCCAAGAAGAACUACUCGACAUAACCAGAACAUGCUGCCAACAUUUUUUGCCUUAUUUCAAAGACAGAACUACUUUUUCAGUUCGAAAAAGAAUAUAAACAAGAAGUAUCUUCAUGCACUGACUUUAAGUCUUAACUUUACUCAGUUUCGAGAGUUAAAACUAGUUGGAAGAGAUCUUAAGUCAUUGAUUAAACUACUCCAUGAAAAGAAACAAGGUGCUGUACAUGCUGACUUCGUAGACACACCUGUCAUUUACACUGAACCAGAACCAGUUGUAAGGAGUACUGGAAUUGACUUCACUCAACAUAAACAUAGACGUGGAUACAUUGAGAAAUGCUUUGGAGAAAAUCCAGCAACUGUUGAAAUGAUUGCUAUCAAUUGUCCGAAGUGUUCAUCUGAAGAAUUACCUAGAAAAUUAAAAAAGGAAAAUAUUGCAACUAAGUGGGAAUUUCGAAGUACCCAUGUCGCCAAUUUUUUAAUGAAUCUAGCCGAACGUCGUGUACUCACUACUCCACUGCCGCCAUACGUAGCAAAUCUCAUGACCGGAGGAAAAACAGUAUUAACACUUCGAAAAUAAUAAUCGUUAGAAUUUUUUUAUUAAAUUGUUUAAACUUGGCAAUUUUAAGAAGAAGGAAUUGACAUUGUCACUACCGGAUUGGACACCAAUUACGGUAAACUGACAAUAUGUUAUGAGUUUAUCACACUGUGCAACAAUCGUUUAAGGUAGACCCAGUGGUCUUAUACAGAAUAUUAGUAAAAGUUUAUUUUUAAUUAUUAUCAGUCAUUUCUAAUUGUACAAAAUUGACAUUAAGCUUUACUUUAGUUAAAUUUUUUAAUUAUAUAUGAAAAUAUACGGCUGACAGUGGAACUGUUAUUAAUUUUUAAGAAAUUUUUAGUUAGCUUAACUAAUUGUAAUUAAGUAUUUAGUAAGUAUUAAGUAAUUGUAAAUACUAACAAUUUUAAUAUGUAUUUAUUUAUUAUUUUAAUGAUAACGAGUAGAACAAUUAUGUAUUAUAGUAAAAAUUACGUUUU